GAGGCACGAGACCCGAGGCAGGCCGGCUCGAGCAGAGCGGACACAGCCCCCUGGACAAGCUUCCCCUGGAGAAGCCAAGGUCAUCCUCCCUGACCUCAGCCUCCUCCCCACACCCGGCUGAGGGGGAGACCCACUUCUGGGCCUCCUUCCGUUCGCAAAGCCACUUCCAGCCCACAAGUCCCCACCCCAGGACCCAGCACCCUCACGAUGGUGAAGUUGCUGCCUGCCCAAGAGGCAGCCAAGAUCUACCACACCAACUACGUGCGUAACUCGAGGGCUGUGGGCGUGAUGUGGGGCACACUCACCAUCUGCUUCUCCGUGCUGGUCAUGGCGCUCUUCAUCCAACCCUACUGGAUCGGGGACAGCGUCAACACGCCCCAGGCGGGCUACUUUGGCCUCUUCUCCUACUGCGUGGGCAACGUGCUGUCUUCUGAGCUUAUCUGCAAGGGUGGCCCGCUGGACUUCUCCUCUAUCCCUUCUAGAGCCUUCAAGACGGCCAUGUUCUUUGUGGCCUUGGCCAUGUUCCUCAUCAUUGGCUCCAUUAUCUGCUUCAGCCUGUUCUUCGUCUGCAACACGGCCACUGUCUACAAGAUCUGUGCGUGGAUGCAGCUGGCUGCGGCCACAGGCCUGAUGAUCGGCUGCCUGGUCUACCCAGACGGCUGGGACUCAAGUGAGGUCCGGCGCAUGUGUGGGGAGCAGACAGGCAAAUACACGCUGGGGCACUGCACCAUCCGCUGGGCCUUCAUGCUUGCCAUCCUCAGCAUUGGAGAUGCUCUCAUCCUCUCCUUCUUGGCUUUCGUGCUGGGCUACCGUCAGGACAAGCUGCUCCCUGAUGACUAUAAGGCCGACGGAAAAGGUAAUUCUCUCCACCCCAGGGAGCCGAGGCUUCCUCUGCCAGUUGCCUGAGGUGUGUCCCCUGGCCAAGAGUGGGGACACCAAGACCAAUCAAACACAGCUCCUGUCCCAGAGCCCAAGGGUCAGUGGAGCGCUGCAGGCUGGCAUGUGAUGAGGCAACGGACAGACCUACGUGGCAGAGGCUGUCUGUGAUAGAAGGGUGUCCCGCGUCCCCCUGCACUCUCAGGGUCUACAGGGGAGAGAGCCCUGGUCCAGCCUGGGGAGCAAGGUGUGGCCUUCCCGUGGAAGGCAGCACUGAGGCUGGGUCUUGGAAUAGCAGGGGAGGCUGCUGGUGGAGAGAGGAGCAAUAGGGGAGCAGAGGGAUGAGUUGCUUUGGAAGGAGGAAAGGCAGGUGAGGGUGCAGAUGUGACUGCUCCUGGACUUCAGGUGAUGGGAGCCUAGCUCCCUUGGAUUAGAGUCAACUUGGGAUUCUCCAUAUAUCCGUUUUCUGAUCUGAGCUUCACUUCCGUUCAUUAGGGGGUAGGAGGCAGGUUUUUCCUCAUUUGUAAAAAAUACCUAC
This is a messenger RNA of Odocoileus virginianus texanus, 1414 nucleotides long. The record is from RefSeq and is a predicted model, not a curated record. Lineage: Eukaryota; Metazoa; Chordata; Mammalia; Artiodactyla; Cervidae.